Molecule: messenger RNA, 633 nt
Organism: [Candida] anglica
Lineage: Eukaryota; Fungi; Ascomycota; Pichiomycetes; Serinales; Debaryomycetaceae
Source: the annotation of a GenBank genome assembly
AUGCUAAACUAUUCUACCUAUGACAAACUCAAGUCCUAUAGAUUCAUUCUAGCCUCUACAUCGCCUCGAAGAAAGGAAAUCUUGACCGAUUUGGGGAUUGCCAACAUUGAAGUCAUCCCAUCGGACUUUGAAGAGAAUCUUCCCAAGACAUUGGCGCCUGCAGAUUAUGUAGCAGGAACUGCUCAUGGUAAGAUCGAUGCAGUGUAUAACCAAAUCAAGGAAUCACCAGGAAGUAAGAUCAUUCUUGCAUCUGACACGGUGGUGGUCAAUAAUGGACGCAUAUUUGAGAAACCCCGCAAUAAGGAAAUACAAUUGGCAACAUUACAAUCAUUUAGAGAAAAUCCAAUUGUUUCUGUAAUGACGGCUGUUGUGGUGUAUCGAUUAGAAAAUGGUGAAACUUCAUUCCUAGAAGAAAGUUCAGUUCUGGAAACUCGUUUGACCUUUGAUACUUCCAUCAGUGAUGAGUUUUUACGUGCUUACGUUGAUAGUGAAGAGGGACUACAGGCUGCGGGAGGGUUCAAAGUCCAGGGACUAGGCGGGUUACUAUGGACAGAGUUGCAGGGAGAAUACCAAGCCGUGGUCGGACUCCCAUUCAAAGGUACAUUUACAUUGUUGGAAAAAGUGUUGCAAUGA